Molecule: messenger RNA, 2031 nt
Organism: Penaeus monodon (black tiger shrimp)
Lineage: Eukaryota; Metazoa; Arthropoda; Malacostraca; Decapoda; Penaeidae
Product: U-scoloptoxin(11)-Sm5a-like
Exons: 4
Coding region: 507-1220 (237 amino acids)
Source: RefSeq, a predicted model, not a curated record
GGCGUGGCCAGAGCUCCAGCAAGUUAUAAGUCGGCUUCCCUCCGCUACAUCCUCAAACGGUCCUGCUCCCACAGCCUCUCUCGAGCCGCACGCCCGCACGCCCGCCCGCCACCGACCCAGCCUCUGCGACGCUCUCUGCGACCGCGCCAGGCCCUUCGUGCUCGCAGGAGGCGCGAGCGGGAGCCAGAACGCCGCUGUCCGUGCUCGUGCUCGGCUCAGACCCCACUAACAGAGACACAGGGACAGAGGAAGGCCCGUCUUCUCUCUCGCUCUGCUCUCGCGCCCUUCGCCCUCCCUUCUCUCUGGACACGCGAGGUGAAGUCGCCAUGGCCGGUCCUGCUCUCUGUUAGUGCCAGGCCCUGGUGUUUGAGCGGCGGCGGGAUAUAUAUUUAAUAUCUACAAAAACAAAACAAAACAAAACAAAACAAAAACACAACAAAAAAAACCAAAGAACGGCAACAAAGCUUUCCGGCAAAACUUGUGACUGUGGUCGUGGUAAUCCAAAGAUGGGGCUGAGCGUGAUGUUGACCCUGUGCCUGGUGCCCCUGGCGCUGCUGGCGUCGCUGCCCCCUGCCCUCGCGUCCCCCCUGGUGGCGGGCAACGUGGCCACCAACGAACUCAUUGACUCCCCCCCGCAGGAAGAGACCGACCUCGCCUACUGCCGAAGCGGCUCCGUAUGCGGGUAUCUUCAGGUCAACGUGUACGGGGUUAACGCCAAGCAAUUCUGCCGUUGUCCGAGCAUAGCUGGGGCAUGCGGCCUGCACUGGGACCCUCAGGAUGGCCGCUCCGUCACCAUGGGCUCGGAGCAAUUCAAGUUCUGUGGACCCCCGCCGCCCCUACACGUCUGCGGGCGGGACGAACCAGCCUACUCCGCCGCCUUCAUCUUCGACAGCGCCACUUUUUCGAUGUCGGGAGAGCAACACCGCCUACACUGCUACUGCCCGCCGCCCAUGACCCACGUUCGCGCUGAUAUGGUGGAGGAUGUCGUCGACGGGGAACUCAUCAUGGCGACCGUGCAUGCCUGUUCAAGGCUCCCGGCGUGCACGGAGGAGACACCGUGCAAGGAGGUGACCAUCGCCUCUGGCACGGCCCUUGUCUACCCCAAGUGCCGGUGCCCCAGAGAAUUCUCGUGCCCGACCCUUGGCACCUCCGUCACCCCGCACACCAACAACUACCCCGGGGGCUCCGCAUACUCCGUGUUCUGCCAGCGACGCUUCUAAUCACGUCCCUCGGCUGAUCUGGGUUUUUUCCGUCGACUCUCCGGCCUCUUUGCGGAUCCCAGGUCGGCGCUCGCUGUCGACUCCGUUCUCCUUUCGUUUUUUGGUGGAAGGUCGUCUGGCAUUCUUUAGUCGACUGUGACGUGUUUGUCUGUUUAAUGAUUGGUUUGUUUGUUUAUUUGGCCGUCUGUUUACUUACUUAUUUAUUCUCCCCGUAAUUGUCCACUUUUGCACAAUUUCUUCGUUUCCUUUCUAUCUUCUUUUCUUUAUUUAUUUAUCGGCUCGGCUCCGUUUCAGUUCCCUUUCCUCAUUCUCUCAUUUCCCCUUUUUUCACGGGUUUUAUUCAAUUAUCCUUCACCUCCUUUCUUCUUCUUUUUCUAUUUACUCAUCCAAUUACUCAUUUUUUCUUUCUUUCUUUUCUUUUUUUUACCUUCUUCAUUUACCGUUCUCCCUCUUCCCGCAACUUCCCUGCCUCCCUUUGGCUGCAGCGGGGUGGCGGCGGCCCUGUGAGUGCGUCCCUUCCGUCCGCGGAGCCACAGCGUCAGUGUCUGUUCCCUGGCGAUCAGCACUUACCCUCGAGCAGCACUUACCCUCGAGCGUGGUUUGGGGGCGUAGAGAGAUGGUAUCGUUUACAUUGCUUGUGUUUUCUUUUUUUUUUUUAGUUCGCGUAGUUGUUUAUUUGUUUGUUUUUGUUUAAUUGAGUUUUUUGGGGGGAUUUAAAAGAUGUUGGGCCUGGUUUGUGGGCGGUUGAUAUUUCUGCAGGAGGUUCCAUGUGUCACGAGAGAGGAAAGAAAAGAGAGAGAGAAAAAAAAAA